This is a messenger RNA of Planococcus citri (citrus mealybug), 3176 nucleotides long. RefSeq lists its product as uncharacterized. NCBI's taxonomy places the organism in Eukaryota, Metazoa, Arthropoda, Insecta, Hemiptera, Pseudococcidae. The record is from RefSeq and is a predicted model, not a curated record. Bases 313 to 2733 code for a protein of 806 amino acids. The transcript is spliced from 3 exons.
AGCACGUGGUAAAACCACAGGUGCACAUAGAAGCAACUAGCAUCGCCGCAGUCAUCAUAUGGUCCUGGUCCAAUCAUCUUCGUUUCGCGACACAUUGUACCUAUUUCGUCUUAGUAGGAAAUCCCUUUAUUUUGUUGCUCGUGUUGCUCUUCUUCAGUUUAAUGUGUGAUUUGCUCACGAUAUGUUUGUUGUGAAGUGUUGAUAAGUUGAUAAUAUUUUAAUUUUUUGGAAAUGAUAAUUCUUGAAUGUUGUGCUUGGGUAGAUCGAAAAUAUUCUUCAGUUGAUUGCUAUUAAGCUGCAGAUUCAUGCAUCAUGUCAAACGAUGAGAAUUUUCGUCAAGGGUUCAACGCUACAGAACGUGAGUUUUUUGGUCCUGAAGGAUUACCGGACUCGGCGUUAGAUGAUUCCUCAGCUCAUCAAAUAAAGAAACUGGAUGGAACUUCUUGUAUUGCAGUGGAAACUGCUCAUAUCGAUUUGGAAGAUAAAAAUACGUACGCUCAUGUCCAACUCAUUCCAAGUCUGGAAGACAUGGCUACUCUUGUGGCAACUUUAGAAACGUUGCAUUAUCACUACUCUGAAAACUUCUACGAUUAUCUUAGAGAUGUGAACAAAGUAAUCGAUAACUUGAUGGUACCAAACCGCAUCAGAGAAAAAAUUACAGCACUUUGCGCUGAGAUGAAAAAAGAACUAUGCUCUCUGAGAUUCGGUGCCGGCUGGCGCGGGCUUGAUAGGCCUAUCCUGAAAUUGCGCCAUGUAUACGAUAACGACUCGUAUUUUUAUGUCUACGGACUGGUUUGGGACUCAAAUGGUCACAUUGACGACAAAAAAACGAUAGAGAAAGCUCUAUCGUGUUCGAGGCAUUCGAAUUAUGGCGAUUUAAUAUUUGAAAUAAUGACUAAAUACUGUCUGGUGGAUUAUAUAAUAGAUUUUCCUCUGGAUUCUUUGAGUGAAGAAUUCAUCAGGGCUGCGGAAGCAGACAAACUAACAAAAUACUGGAUAAAAUGUAAGAGAAGGAUUACUCUUGAUAGAUACGAUGCAAGCUACGAAUCUGCUUUGGUUAGCUUACGUGAUUUUUUGUCACCCCGUUUCCGCUACAAAUACCAAUGGUCUGCGUACGAAUUCUUCUGGGAUUUUUUGAAUGAAAACAAUCAAACGGCAAUUGCCAUAGAUUUAAUUCGAGACGAGAAUUAUAAAAAAUACCAGAAGAUUUUAUUCUCAAUGUUGAAUAAAAAUCAGCUCAAGCGGUUGUAUUCUGAAGAACCUCUUACCAUUAUCGUAAAUUUUGUGUCUUUGGGAGAAUUGGAGCUAGCAAAGGCGGUUUGGGAUCGUAUCAAGUUGACCAUUGAAUGUGAGAAUUACGAACUUCUACUCGAAGAAAUCUGGAAGAAGGAGAUGCCAGAUGAAGAAAACUGUAUGGAAUUUUUAAUUUAUUCGUGGAAUACUGCACUUUUGAAUUUAAUCGAGUACAUGGUAAACGUGAAAAAUUGUCAAAUUACGAAUAAGUUGAUAGAUGAAAGUCCAAUGCUUGAAAGUUCCAGUAGGUUUAAAUUUCUAAAAGCUGUUUUAUCUCGAACAACGCCUGAAUACAAACGGAGAUAUUUGCAACACGCUGGACCAUGUUUAUCAUUGAAUCAACGGGAUGUGUUUAGUUCACUGAUUGAUCACUGUUUCAACGGAAGUGAACGUGUGUCAAUCAAGGAAAAUAUACUCAUUCAAGCAAUGGAGUCGAAUCUACCAGCUGGAAUUAUGCACCGUUUUCGAGAUUUAUUAUACUCGAAUCGCGAAGAAUUUAACCUAUUCCUCGAAUUAUUCACUUUGGAACCUACUUUACAAGCACGUUUCAAAGAGUGUUUGUUACAAUCGAAAUUACUAAUCAUCAAAGCACUGUGGAAAGCUGAAAAUUGGCAAAAAUUGUCGCAAUUUAUUGACGAGUUGUAUCCGAACCGAGACGUAGCACGAUAUCAAAAGAGAAAAGUUGUUUUCACUUUUUCGCGCACUCACUGCAAUUAUCGCGAUUGUUACCAUCCAAAUGGUGAUGAGAAGUUUACCGAAAUUGAUUAUCUUUUAUCUCAGGUUCUUACCCCUCGAGAAAUAAUCAUUGCCAAAGAGAAUAUAGGGGAUAGUUUUCUGACUGAAACAUGCAGAAGACCCGUUUGGCCGUUUAGGAUCAAAUCUUUGAAAAGAAUGAAUAUGCGGAGAUUUGCUACAUGGUGUUAUUGCGGUGAUGAAAGCAACAUAAAGCGAUUCAGACGUGCGCUUCCGAUUGAUAAAUUAUUUCGUGAUCUUUUGAGCGAAAUAGUUGAACGGUUCGUUAAUGGCAGGGAUGUAGGGUUAUCGUUUUCUUCAUUAGACGAACUCAUAGGUUGGAAAUUUUCAUCGAGAAGAAGCGAAAUGAAAAAAUUCAAGUCGCGGGAAAUAAACAGAAUCAUGACAGAAAAGGUAGAAGAUAGUUUUAGAUGGAAAAUGCACAAAUACCCGUCUGUUGUGAAAAGAGUUAUUGAAUGGGUUUUUGAUGGCGAUAGGCGUCAGAUUCGAGAAUCCGAGCAACGUUACUCAGAAAGCGAUAGGAUGAAGAUUAUUCACUGGAUGGAUGUUUCAGAAGAAACCACCGACUGCGCAGAGUACUAUCAUCAUACCAGUGAUGAUUCAGAUAGUGGAAGGCGCCCGCGCCAUACUCCUAGACUGACAAUGCGUUUCAUGGAUUUGUUAAUGAAAACUAUGACUAAUUCUUGAUCAUUUAUAUUACACCUAGCAAUGUACAUUUUUCCCACAUUUUAAAUAUACUUACUUAAUGUGAUGAUAUUUUAGUAGGUAGAGGUACGUACCUUCGUGAUGUGGAUUGAAAUACACUACAAAAUGUAUAUCUCGUCCAGUCGUCCUGUUAUUUAUCGUUGAAUGGUACAAAUAUAUAUAUACCUAUUUUUACAAAAUUUCAUUUUGCUAUGUUUUAAAACCCAUAAUUCAACAUAAUUUUUUCCAUCAGUUUCUUCCUUCAUUUUAGGCUAAGUAGGCUAAUUUGGUGAGAAAAAUUUUUAUAAAAUUUCCAGAGGUCCAAUUGUUGCCAUUUAUCCUCGGAAUUGUGAGGCAACCUUUUUGAAAAAAUUCUGGGUUUAGAAGUUCAUCUUUUUCUCAUUCAAAUUUCAAGUUAAUCGUCUGAACACUUUUGAAUUACAAUA